This is a messenger RNA of Linderina pennispora, 1823 nucleotides long. RefSeq names its product PIN domain-like protein. NCBI's taxonomy places the organism in Eukaryota, Fungi, Kickxellomycota, Kickxellomycetes, Kickxellales, Kickxellaceae. Gene Ontology annotation, cellular component: nucleus. Gene Ontology annotation, biological process: mismatch repair; DNA recombination; DNA double-strand break processing. The record is from RefSeq and is a predicted model, not a curated record. Bases 74 to 1714 code for a protein of 546 amino acids. Gene Ontology annotation, molecular function: DNA binding; metal ion binding; 5'-3' DNA exonuclease activity. The transcript has 2 exons.
GUUUUCCCUGCUCUAUCUUUGCUCCUCCCUAUUUACACUGUCUUGAGAAUUUUUUUAUAAACACAGGUACGCCAUGGGAAUAUCCGGACUACUGCCGCUGCUGCGCGAAACCCAGGAGAAAGGCCACAUCGAGCAGUUCGCUGGGCAGACAGUGGGCAUCGACUCUUAUAUAUGGCUAUACCGCGGCGCAUUUUCGUGCGCAGCAGACCUGGCGCUGGGCAAGCCGACGACCAAGUAUAUCGCCCACUUUAUGAGCCGAGCCAAGAUGCUCCGUCACUACAACGUCGAACCUCUGUUUGUGUUUGACGGCGGACUUCUGCCGUCGAAGGAGUGCACAGAGCUGGAGCGGCAGCGGAACCGCAAAGAGCGCCGCGAGAAGGGAAUGAAGCUGUGGGGCCAGAGCAAGAAGAAGGCUGCGUUUGAUCUGUUUCAGCGGUCACUGGAGGUGACGCCGCAGAUGGUGCGGUGUGUGGUUGACGAGCUGAAGAAGCACGGGUUCAAGUAUGUGGUGGCGCCAUACGAGGCGGAUGCGCAGCUGGCGUACUUGGAGUCGCAGGGCGUGAUCUCGGCGGCAGUGUCGGAGGACUCGGAUCUGAUUGUAUUUGGGUGCCAGAAGAUUAUCCUGAAGAUGGACCAGUACGGCGAUGCAGUGAUGUUUGACCGGAGCAAGAUGGAUGCGGUGACGGCGGUGGACGUGAAGGGCUGGGAUAAGGACCGGAUCCGCGGGAUGUGCAUUUUGUCGGGAUGCGACUACCUGCCUUCAGUGCCAGGCAUUGGACUGAAGAAGGCACACAGGUACAUGGCGCGGUCAACAGAUCUGGCGAUGGCAGUUAGGCUGAUGCGCAAUGAGGGGUGCAAGGUGCCCGACGGGUACAAAAAGGAGGUGCGUAGAGCCGAACUGACGUUCCUGUACCAGCGCGUGUUCGAUCCACGGUCGCGCACUAUGGUCCAUGUCACCAAAGUUGACGAGAGCACACCGCCGCUGGAUGAGAUGCCGUUCAUCGGCAAGCUGCUUGAGCCUGCUAUCGUGCGGGACAUAGCUGACUGCUUGAUUGAUCCGAUCUCCCUGGACCGGUUCGCGCAAGGUGCAAAAUCGCUCUCUUCUCCGAUGGCACCCACAGCAGGAUCCACAUCGGCCCAUUUUGAAUCGCUGUCUACGUCCGAAAAGCCGCGGCCUGGCACACUGGUGUCGUUCUGGGCCAAUCCAAAGGUGCAAAUGACGCCCACGACUCCAGCAACCGCGAGUGCUGCUGGAUGCGAGCUGGAGGUGCAGGUCAAGUUCCGUGGCAAAACUGCCGACAAUUCGCUGGCGGUGCGCACACAGACGCACAGCAAGUUCUUUGGCAAAAAGACUGAGCCUGCUACGGUGGAACCCCCGGCUGCAGGAUCAGAGACAGUGGAUCUCACAAAAGACGAGACAGCAGAAUUUGUGCAGCCAGAAACGCCCAAGGCAAAGGCUAUUGAUGAAGAAUGUUCGCAGACGCUGACGAUCAUCGCAGAGACGGCCGACACACCGCAGACAUUGCUGCCAGCCGAGUCGCAGGCAACGGAGGUUGAGAGCGCGUCGCAGGAGAUGGAUGCUGGGUGCCUGGCCAGCUCGCUUUUUGCCAAGUUUGGAUACAGAGAGGCGAAAGUGCCGAACCACGCUGUGACGCCAAGAUACAGACAAGGUAACGGCAGGCUUUUGAAGCCAAAGAGGCGCAGAAAGGUCUAAGCGCAAUAUUGGCGAGCAGCUGUCGGGCCUGCGUCGCGGGCACGCGAGUCGCAGCGCCGGGUCGCCGAUCUCGCCGCCGAGCCUGUCGCCACUGGCCAUCCAGCAAAAG